Molecule: messenger RNA, 6916 nt
Organism: Oncorhynchus kisutch (coho salmon)
Lineage: Eukaryota; Metazoa; Chordata; Actinopteri; Salmoniformes; Salmonidae
Product: protein Hook homolog 2-like
Exons: 23
Coding region: 152-2413 (753 amino acids)
Biological process (GO): cytoplasmic microtubule organization; cytoskeleton-dependent intracellular transport
Cellular component (GO): cytoplasm; centrosome
Molecular function (GO): dynein light intermediate chain binding; microtubule binding
Source: RefSeq, a predicted model, not a curated record
UUUAUGGAGCUAAAACGCGAAAGUCAAGCUAGCUAACAGGAGGCCAUGGUUUGCUGACGUGAUAGUGCAAGCUAAAAAUAAACUUGAAGCUGAAAGUCUCCCAAUCGAUUGCUAGUGUGCUAACUGCAGAGUGUCGGUCAGACAAACCAAAAUGAGUCUGGAUAAAGCAAAGCUAUGCGAUUCGUUACUAAAUUGGCUACAAACAUUUCAGGUGCCAUCAUGCACCAGCAAGGAGGACCUGAUGAGCGGAGUGGCUAUUGCACACGUUCUACACAGGAUAGACCCCUCCUGGUUUAAUGAGGCAUGGCUGGGCAGGAUCAAGGAGGAGAGUGAGGCCAACUGGCGCCUCAAGGUCAGCAACCUGAAGAAGAUUCUUCAGAGCAUGCUUGAGUAUUACCAUGAUGUGCUUGGCCACCAGGUAGCAGACUUGCACCUGCCAGACAUUAAUCUGAUUGGGGAGUUUGGAGAUGUGACUGAACUUGGCAAGCUGGUGCAGUUGGUGCUUGGCUGUGCUGUCAGCUGUGAGAAAAAGCAAGAGCAAAUACAGCAGAUAAUGACCCUGGAGGAGUCGGUCCAGCAUGUUGUCAUGACAGCCAUACAGGAGCUCAUAGCUAAAGAGCCAACUGUUCCAGGAAGUCCUGAGACCUACGGGGACUUUGACUACCAGUCCAGGAAGUAUUAUUUUCUCAGUGAGGAGGUGGAGGCGAAGGAGGAUCUGGGCCAGCGCUGUCGGGACCUGGAGCACCAGUUGGCAGCUGUCCUGGAGGAGAAGUCGUCCCUGCAGGUGGAGACACAGUCCCUGAGGGAGAAGCUCAGCCUCAGUGACCCACAGGAUGCUUCUACCACCAUCACUGGCAAGAAGCUGCUGCUGCUGCAGAGCCAGAUGGAGCAGCUACAGGAGGAGAAUUACAGACUAGAGAACAGCCAAGAUGACAUGCGUGUGCGAGGGGAGAUUCUGGAGCGUGAUGUUUUGGACCUCACUCACCGUAACGAUGAACUGACCAGCCUUGCCCAGGAGGCCCAGUCUCUCAAAGAUGAGAUGGACAUCCUCCGGCAUUCGUCUGACCGGGUGAGCCGGCUGGAGGCGCUGGUAGAGACGUACAAGCGCAAGCUGGAGGACCUGGGGGACCUGCGCAGACAGGUGCGUCUGCUGGAGGAGCGCAACACUGUCUACAUGCAGCGCACAUGUGAGCUGGAGGAGGAGCUACGCAGGGCCAACUCAGUCCGCACCCAGCUGGACACCUACAAGAGACAGGUCCAUGAGCUUCACACCAAGCAUUCGUCAGAGGCACUGAAGGCUGAGAAGUGGCAGUUUGAGUACAAGAACCUUCAGGACAAGUAUGACGCCCUGCUUAAGGAGAAAGAGCGUUUGAUCUCAGAGCGAGACACACUACGGGAAACCAAUGAUGAGCUCAGGUGUGCACAGGUCCAACAGAAGGGCCUCAAUCAACCAGGUGGAUUAUGUGAGGACUCUGGCACAGUGGGAAACCUGGCCUCUGAGAUGAUGCCCACAGAGUUCAAGGAGACGGUGGUGCGUCUGCAGAGUGAGAACAAGAUGCUGUGUGUCCAGGAGGAGAGCUACAGACAGAGACUGGUGGUGGUACAGGGACAGCUGGAGGAGUCUCAACGCAGCCAGAACACCCUGGAGACACAAAACAGGUUGAACCAGCAGCAGAUCUCUGAGCUGCGGUUCCAGGUGGAGGAUCUCCAGAAGGCUCUACAGCAGCAGGGCAGCAAGGCUGAGGAUGCCAUCUCCUCCCUGCUGAAGAAGAAGCUUGAGGAGCACCUGGAGAAGCUCCAUGAGGCCCACUCAGACCUGCAGAAGAAGAGAGAGGUCAUUGAUGACCUGGAGCCAAAAGCGGACGGCAACAUGGCAAAGAAGAUCGAUGAGCUGCAGGAGAUCCUGAAGAAGAAGGAUGAGGAUAUGAAGCUGAUGGAGCAACGCUACAAGCGCUAUGUGGAGAAGGCCAGGACGGUGAUCAAGACUCUGGACCCCAAGCAGCCGCCUCUGACUGUGUCUCCUGAUGUUCAGGCCCUCAAGAACCAGUUGACUGAGAGAGACCGGAAGAUCCAGCACCUGGAGCAUGACUGUGAGAAGAGCAGGUCCAGACAUGACCAGGAGGAGAAACUCAUCAUCAGUGCCUGGUACAACAUGGUGAGGUAUGGCCCUGCAUCAGAAGGUGGUGGGAGAGAGGUCGGGUCCAUCCAACCAGGCCCAGUCCUUCUUGGCCCAGCAGAGGCAGUCCACCCACGCCAGGAGAGGCCUCGCAGCCCGCCACCAGCCCAGAUAAGACAUAUCAACUCUGGGGGAGGAUGUGAAAAUGAGGCAAAACAUUGUCUAUAUCUUAGUGUUCACUUCUUCCGUACUCCCACUCUCACUGCUCUGAUGCCUUCUCCUCUUGGUGUUUUGUGAAGAUUGCUGCUGCCUCCUGCUGGGCAUCUCUAUUACAUGAUUUUCUGGAGUGUCUGUGAUGCAGAGCUACUUAAUGCACCUUCAAGUGCUUUCAAAGCUGCCAGAACUUUUGAACAAAGAUGAGUCUUGGGUCUAAAUGAGAGCUGGAAUGAAGGAAAAUGAAGUGGCUAGAAAGAAGCUGAGUGACUAAUCCUUUGUCAUGGAAUUAUUAGACAAUGUUUGUCAUUCCGUCCCUUCAUUUCUUUCAAGCCCUCUUUUUAGCUAUAAUGUAUUUGAUGUUUUCUUAAGGUUUAGAUUAGGACAUUAUGAGAAUCAAUGCUUUGGAAGGCCACAAUGAUGACCGAGAUGGAAAGGGAUGAUUUCUGCUGUCAAUAGGGCAGGGAUCUUUACCUUCCCCCUACUACUACUAUAUAUUUUCACGCUUAUUGUCCAGCCCACUGCCAGGCUAAAUAGAUAUUAUCCUCUUACUCUGACAUGGAAACACUAAUAAGAGAGACCUAUGGGUUGAGAUCAUGGUGAAUUUGUGUGAUUUGUAUUAAUUUGUGCCCAAGUCAUUUGGAGAUUCUGGCUAGUGCUGUGUCUCUGACACUUUUAAAUGUACUUGGGGAGAGAGACUGGUGAAGCGCUAGAACAGGGGUGUCAUCCGGAUCCAGAUAUUUUUUUGGGGGGGGGUGUACUCGAUAUACUUUUUCAAUGAUUAAAACCAAGUUUGAAACUGUAGAAAUGAUAAUGGACCUACAUUCAUACAGUUUAUUGACUGUCCAGCUCACAAAUAAUCAUCAAAAUGACAGUCAGGGAGCAUCACUUUUUGCCAAUUUUGAUGUCGAGGAAAUGUUGUUGAAGACUGAAUGUGGCCCCCGGGACAAAAUGGGUUUGGCGCCCCUGAUCUAGAAAAGCUCAAUAAUACGUCUUCGAUAUGAGAGGAACACAUUUUCUCUGCACACACAGUCAUGACCUCUUUAUUUCUCUGUGUUUACUCUUUCAAGCUGUAUCAUCUACUUGAUUUUUCUUCAUUUGUUAUGAGUUGUUUUAUUGUUUGAAGAGCAGGAAGAUUAGCUUUCUAUACUUUUUUUUUCUUUCUAAAUGAACCUCCGCAUUUUGUAGUUGUGUUAGUCUGUAUAAUAAUGUACAGAAAAGCACUCCCUCCCUUUUGAUUAUGCUUAAUUUCCUCUGUUAACCUAUCUACUUUUAAAGACUUUUGUAUCAAAUUCCUGUGUGGUGUUCACAAUUAAUGGUAGAAGUUCAGAAAGACUAGAAGAUAUGUGUCCUCUUCUGUCAGGACCGUUUGACUGGUAGUAUUCACACAGACUAUUGAACAAGGUUUUGUUUAAAGCUGUAAUAUGGGAAUUUAUUAUUUGAAUGAUGGACUAGAUUUGGUUCUUUUUAACUUUAAUUUAUCCCCUCUAAAGAGUUACAGGGUGUUUUAAGAAUUAUAAUUGGUUGCACACAUCACUUUAGACUGAUGUGAAUGUAGGAAACGCUGGUGCUUGUGAAUGUGGGGUUAUUGAUUCACAUUUAAUUGAAAUGUGGGGAAAUCUGGCCACACUGGAGGUUGUUACUGUGUAAUCCUGAAGGGAAAUAAGGUUUCAAGGUAGCAAUGGUAUGUAGCUUUUCUCUCGUUCUCAGCAGAAACACUCAACUAUAGAUGCUUCUGUUCGCUGACACUGGAACUUACCUAGCUAAUGAACAGACAAUGUGUACUCUUUUAAUGGCAGAAUUAUUUACAACUGAAUUUAUGUACAUUUUUACCUAUCCUUUUCUCAAGAUGAACCUGUGAAGGACAACACUAUUGUUGAACACUACAUCUAUCUGAUUACUUUGACAGUAUCCACUUAAACAUGGAACUUAUUUUUGGUACCCAAACUGCUCUCUAUGACUUGUACCUAACCCUCUUAAGUGUGUAACUAUCUGUGCAAUGUUAUUUACCAGGCUAUGAAACCACAACUGUGUGUACAUUUAACUUCACUUAGUGUUUUACUCUUUAAGUAGAUUUGGUGUUUAUUUGGUAUUAAAUCAGGAAGUCUGACAUUUAAUUUCAAAGUAGUAAAUCAACAUUCCAACUGAACUGUUAUGUUCUAGUACUGAGAUGGGGCCUGCGCAAUUCAACCUGUCCUUGUCGUGACUGGAAAUCUGUCAAUGUACUGUCCAAUUGCAGUAUAACUUGACACUGUCCAUUUGCAAUAUAUUACAAUUGGCAUUUACCAUCACAAAUUGGACAUGCAGUUAAAGGGCUUAAACUCUACUGAACAAAUAUAAACGCCACAUGCAAAGUGUUGGUUUCAUCAGCUGAAAUAAAAGAUCCCAUAUAUGUUCAAUACGUACAUCUCUCAAAUGUUGUGCACAAAUUUGUUUACAUUCCUGUUAGUAAACAUUUCUUCUUUGCCAAGACAAUCCAUCCACCUGACAGGGGUGGCAUAUCAAGAAGCUGAUUAAAGUGCAUGAUCAUUACAAAGGUGCACCUUGUCCUGGGGACAAGAAAAGGCCACUAAAAUGUACAGUUUUGUGACAACACAAUGCCAUAUAUGUCUCAAGUUUUGAGGGAGCGUGCAAUUGGCAUGCUUACUGCAGGAAUGUCCUACAGAGCUUUUACCAGAGAAUUGAAUGUACAUUUUUCUUCCAAUGUUGUUUUAGACAAUUUGGCAGUAUGUCCAACAGGCCUCAUAACAGUAGACCAUGUGUAUGAUGAUGUGUGGGUGAGCAGUUUACUGAUGACAACUUUGUGAACAGAGUGCCCUGUGGUGGGGUUAUGGUAGGGGCAGGCAUAAGCUACGGACAAUGAACACAGUUGCAUUUUAUCAAUGGCAAUUUGAAUGCACAGAGAUACCGUGACGAGAUCCUGAGACCAUUGUUGUGCCAUUCAUCCGCCAUCACCUCAUGUUUCAGCAUAAUAAUGCUCGGCCCCACGUUGCAAGGAUCUGUAGACAAUUCCUGGAAGCUGAACAUGUCCCCGUUCUUCCAUGGCCUGCAUACUCACCAAACAUGUCACCCAUUGAGCAUGUUUGGAAGCUCUGGAUCGACAGGUACAACAGCGUGUUCCAGUUCCCGCCCAAUAUCCAGCAACUUCACACAUGUCCAUUAACAAUAUAUAGUAUGAGUCAAACACUGUUGCCUCUCCCUCACUCUUAGGUGGUCAUUUCAGUCUGUCCAUUUCGUGAUGGUAAAUCCCUAUGGACACUGUCCAAUUGCAGUAUAACAUGUUGAAACUGGCAAUAUACUGUAUAUUUCAAAUGGACAUAUCGCAAUGGGCAUUUACCAUCACUAAUUGGACAUGCUGUUACAUUGCUGAAACGCCGACCCGUUGAACUCGGGACGGCCUAACAGUGCUAGAGAUUCCUCUCCCUCGUUUGUUGGUGUUGAUUUCAGCCUGUCAUUUUCAGCCUGUCAUUUUGAUGAUGGUAAAUCACUGCUUAAAUAUAUUGUAAAUGGACAGUGUCUUUUAGACAUGAUAUAAGGCCAGUACCAACAUUUGCAGUAUGAAAUGUUGGCACUGGCAAUAUACACUACAUGACCAAAACUGUGGACACCUGCUCAUCAAACAUCUCAUUCCAAAAUCAUGGGCAUUAAUAUGAACUUGGUCCCCCCUUUUGCUAUACAGCCUCCACUCUUCUAGGAAGCCUUUUCACUAGAUGUUGUAACAUUGCUGCAUGAACUGGCUUCCAUUCAGCCACGAGCAUUAGUGAGGUUGGGUACUGAUGUUGGCCGAUUAGGCCUGGCUCGCAGUCUGCAUUCCAAUUAAUCCCAAAGGUGUUUGAUGGGGUUGAGGUCAGAUUGUGCAGGCCAGCCAGGUUCUUCCACACUGAUCUCAACAAACCAUUUCUGUAUGGACCUCACUUUGUGCCCAGGGGCUUUGUCAUGCUGAAACAGGAAAGGGCCUUCGACAAACUUGGACGCACAGGAUCUUCUAGAAUGUAAUUUGUAUGCUGUAGUAUUAAGAUGUCCCUUCACUGGAACCAAGGGGUCUAGCCCGAACCAGGAAAAACAGCCCCAGACCAUUAUUCACUAUGAAGUGGGGCAGGUAGCGUUCUCCUGGUAUCUGCAAAACCCAGAUUCGGGCUGUCGGACUGCCAGAUGGUGACGUUUGAUUCAUCACUCCAGAGAAUGUGUUUUCACUGCUCCAGAGUCCAAUGGCCCUAACCUUUACACCACUCCAUCUGACGCUUGGCAUUGUGCAUGGUGAUCUUAGACUUGUUGGAAAGGUGGCAUCCUACGAUGGUGCCAUGUUGAAAGUCCCUGAGCACUUCCGUUAGGCCAUUCUACUGCCAAUGUUUGUCUAUGGAGAUUUCAUGGCUAUGUGCUCGGAUUUAUAAACCCGUCAGCAACGGGUGUGGCUUAAAUAGCCGGAGCCACUAAUUUGAAGGAGUGUCCACAUACUUUUGUGUAUAAACUCAGCAAAAAAAAGAAAUCUCCUCUCUGUCAACUGCGUUUAUUUCCAGCAAACUUAAUGUGUAAAUAUUUGUAUUAACAUAAGUAUCAACAACAGAAAUAAACUGAACAAGUUACAUA